Nyctereutes procyonoides (raccoon dog) is the source of this 793-nucleotide messenger RNA. Its product is annotated as transmembrane protein 9B-like. The record is from RefSeq and is a predicted model, not a curated record. The transcript has a single exon. Gene Ontology annotation, cellular component: lysosomal membrane. NCBI's taxonomy places the organism in Eukaryota, Metazoa, Chordata, Mammalia, Carnivora, Canidae. The coding region runs from base 153 to 527 and encodes 124 amino acids. Gene Ontology annotation, biological process: positive regulation of canonical NF-kappaB signal transduction.
GAUGCCAGUACCACAAUGUCUUGAUUACCACAGCUUUGUAGUAGUUGAGUUUUACAAUCUGUAUCUGUCCUCCCUAUAAAGAUAAUUCUGGGCAUAUUUAUAAUAAGAACAUAUCUCAAAAAGAUUGCGAUUGCCUUCAUGUUGUGGAUCCCAUGCCUGUGCGAGGGCCUGAUGUAGAAGCCUACUGUCUACGCUGUGAAUGCAAAUAUGAGGAAAGAAGCUCUGUUACAAUCAAGGUUACCAUUAUAAUUUAUCUCUCCAUUUUGGGCCUUCUACUUCUGUACAUGGUGUACCUUACCCUGGUUGAACCCAUACUGAAUAGACGCCUGUUUGGACACUCACAAUUGAUACAGAGCGAUGACGAUGUUGGGGAUCACCAGCCUUUUGCAAAUGCCCAUGAUGUGCUGGCCCGCUCCCGCAGUCGAGCCAAUGUGCUGAAUAAGGUAGAGUAUGCACAGCAGCUCUGGAAGCUUCAAGUUCAAGAGCAGCGAAAAUCCGUCUUUGACCGUCAUGUUGUCCUCAGCUAACUGGAAAUCAAUUGAAGGUGAUUAGAAAGAAAUGAGUCAGACAACUGAAAAAAAUUGACUGAGUUUUCCUGGGUUUUGUUUUAAUACCCUGCUGAUUUCACCAACUCUUGCUGGCAAAUUCAGAAUUGGGAGACAAAAAUGUGCUUGGUAUUUUCUUUUCUUGUUAACAUAUUAAUACAGACAUUUUUAAAAGCACACACCUCAAAAUCAGCCAAUUAACCUUUUUCCUAUUUGUGACUUUUACUAAUAAAAAGAAGUCUGCCUGU